Molecule: messenger RNA, 849 nt
Organism: Amborella trichopoda
Lineage: Eukaryota; Viridiplantae; Streptophyta; Magnoliopsida; Amborellales; Amborellaceae
Source: RefSeq, a predicted model, not a curated record
AUGGGGAAGAAGGGAGCAGAUGAUGCAAAAUCAGUAUUGAUAGCAGAGAUCUGCUCCAUUUUCUCUGCUUCUCUCUCUUCUUGCAAGCACUCUAAAGCACCCAAAAUUCCUUUUGACUGCUACCUUCUUCUUGGGGUUGAUGAGAAAGCAGGAGUCGAUAUCAUCCGAAAGAACUACCUUCGACGUGCUCUGCAGCUCCAUCCCGAUAAGAACAAACACCCAAAAGCCGAAUUCGCUUUUAAGCUUGUCUUAGAGGCAUAUGCAUGCCUCUCAGAUGAGACAAAAAGAAAGACAUUUGAUUUAGAGAGAUGCAAAAGCGCCUGCAAAUAUUGUUUGAAUCAAACCCAACAAUCAAAUCGCACACCCCAUGACUCCCCAACAAAUUUCUUCGCCACCGAGGGUCCAAUUAAUCUCAAUCUGGCUCGUGCUAAGCUAUGGAGAUCCGGCGAGGGUCCACCUCUCUCCAAGAAAGAAUGUAGAGAGAGAGUGAGAAAGAGUCUAGAGAGAGAAGUACAAGUGAUCCAGAAUAGUCUGAGAGCUUAUAGAGUCCCAGGAAGAGAAUCGCCCCUCUUUGACCCUUCGAGGCUCCUAUUCCCUGACUACCCAUACUGUAGAAGUAGUACCAAUAUCAAGAAAGGAAGGCCCCACUUCCUAGAGAGAGAAUUUUGGCACAUGAUUGGCAAAAACAACAGGAAUAGGAGAGAGAAACCUGACUCCCCCAUCUUUGAAGGUGGACCACAAAACAGAUCAAUGGGUCUUAGAACUUCUUGUAAUCCCAAUUCAAGUUGGGAGCAUUUGAAGGGUUCUCAUGUCUUGUAUGACCUCCAAAGCUCUUGCCCACAAGCAUAG